AUGGGUCGAGCCACAAGAUGGUUCAAGGGUUUAUUUGGAAUCAAACCUUCCUCAUGUUCCGGCCGCGGCUCCGGCACCAUUUCUAACCGCAUUGACCGCUCUUCACUCGCUGGAGUGUCUCUAUGCGACAGCUACGAGACCAUACCUCCCAACAUCUCCGAGAGAGAAGCUGCUUGGCUAAGGUCGUUCUACGCGGCGGGAGAGGAGGAGAUAGAGCGUAGAGCACAUGCAGUCGCGGUUGCUGCGGCCACAGCUGCUGUCGCUGACAAAGCGGUUGCGGCGGCUAAUGCUGCGGCUGCGGUUGUUAUGCUCACGGGUCAAGGAAAGAGUGGUCCGCUAGGUGUUGGAAAAAGACGUGAGAAUCGUGCCGCUAUGCAGAUCCAAUGUGCCUUUAGAGGCUACUUGGCGAGAAAAGCGUUGAGAGCGUUGAAAGGAGUAGUGAAGAUACAAGCUUUAGUGAGAGGCUUUUUAGUAAGGAAGCAAGCGGCGGCUACUCUCAGGAGUAUGGAGGCUCUUGUUAGAGCUCAGGCUACUGUUAAGUUUCAGAGAGCUCUUCGCCGUAUCGGAAACUCUGCUCCGGCGAGAAAGUCCACGGAAAGAUUCUGUGGAUCUUUGGACAACCGAAGCAACGGCGAAGAGACAGCUAAAAUAGUAGAGGUAGACACAGGGAUCCGACCCGGACACUAUAGAAUCCGAGUACCCGUUUUAUCAGGGUCCGAUUUUUUAGACAACCCGUUUAGACGCACGCUCUCAUCACCGCUCUCUGGUCGUGUCCCACCUCGUCUAUCAAUGCCUAAACCGGAAUGGGAAGAAUGCAGCAGUAAGUUCCCGACGGCGCAGAGCACCCCUCGUUUCGCCGGAGGGUCUCCAGGGAGGAGCGUGUGUUGCUCUGGUGAAGCUGAGGUGGAGGUGGAUGGUCACCAUCAGUUGUGUUUCUUGUCGGAAGAGUUUCAUUCGAACUUUGUGGCAGCGAAUGUGACGUCUUGCAGGGGGAAACUGAGGUCGCAUAGCGCGCCGAGACAGAGGCCGGAGAUUAAUGCGGCGGGAAGUGGGUGGAGGAGGAGUAUUGGCGGUGUUAGGGUGCAGAGACCGUCGUGUUCUGGUGUCCGAGAGGCUGUGGUCGGGAAUAUCGAAAGACGUGGGGCUCAUUGGUGAUAAUUACUCUCUUUUUUAGUAUUCGUUAUGGUGAUAACAACUGAAUAUUGUUUUUCAGCGAUCAUGGGAUAUUAAUUGAUACUAAUAUCGUUUUCUAAUAUUGACCGACUAUAUUAAAGUCUUUUGGGUUGUAACUUUUUCUUGUGUGUGGUUGAUUAUUUACAUUGCAAACGUAUUGUAUUACAUUGUGCUAAAGAAGCAGAUCUUAAUUCC
Messenger RNA from Eruca vesicaria subsp. sativa (arugula), 1368 nucleotides. NCBI's taxonomy places the organism in Eukaryota, Viridiplantae, Streptophyta, Magnoliopsida, Brassicales, Brassicaceae. The record is from the annotation of a GenBank genome assembly.